This is a messenger RNA of Sodiomyces alkalinus F11, 2319 nucleotides long. RefSeq lists its product as hypothetical. Gene Ontology annotation, molecular function: protein binding. Bases 1 to 2319 code for a protein of 772 amino acids. NCBI's taxonomy places the organism in Eukaryota, Fungi, Ascomycota, Sordariomycetes, Glomerellales, Plectosphaerellaceae. The record is from RefSeq and is a predicted model, not a curated record. The transcript has 4 exons.
AUGGCCGUCAAAGAUGGCGUUUCGCAUUACCCUACCGAACGCCUGAUAUCCAAAAAGGGUCGUAAACAUUACCGACUUCAAGUCAAAUCACAGCACUGGCAACUCCGCUCUCUCAUCGGCGCCGACAAUUCAGACACCGUAUACUUCCCCGGGGGCAAUAACAGCAGUCACAUCCAGCGCCUCAACGUCACGGCCGCCGAAUGCGAAACCCUGAAGCGGCUUUCCUUCUCCCCGAGAUGUCUCGUCGCCUCGAAAGGCUGGGUCUGCUGCGGUGGGGAGAACGGCGAGUUUUCGGCCAUUCACCUCGACGAAAGGGGUGACCCCAUUGAAUCCGAGCAGCGCCUCGAUCUCGACCCGGACAUGCGCCUUCCCCUCGACUUGCAAAGCUUUCGCAGCGACCCUGCCGCCUCUUCGGCCGUGUUCCACUCGCAGAUCAGCCGACUCAACUCGAGGCUCGGUAAGGGCUCGGUAGCCAAGAGCGUCAAGAUGGCGCGCGAUCGUGUUAACUGCAUCACCUUGUGGUUUCCGCCCGUCGGGGUCCCUCAACGUCAACAAGCGGGUAUCUAUAGCGACCCCGUGGCCGUCCUGGCGAACAACGACAAGUCUGUCGUCGUCGUCAGCCUCGGAGACUUUGAGACGAAAGCCAAGCCAGACCCGCUCGAGGUGAUCACCUAUCCCGACUACGUCAACCGCGCCGUCAUCUCGCCCGACGGCCGCAUCCUCGUGGCCAUUCUCGACGACCCCUAUCUCUAUGUCCACCAACGGGCCGAGAAGAAAGUGGACGAUCAGGAUCCUGCUGGGCCUUGGUCUGGGUCUGCGUCUGCGUCUGCGUCUGCGUCUGCGUCUGCGUCUGGGCCUGGCUCUGGCUCCAGGGGCUCGCCCGGGUACGAGUGGGCCCAGUGCCGCAAGAUCUUGCUCAAGAGCCAGCGCCGGGAGGAUCGGUCGGAUAGCCGCGGCAGCUUCGCCGCGUGCUUUUCCAGCAGCGGCACCUACCUGGCUGUGGGUACGCAGUAUGGCACCAUCUCCAUCUUCGUCACCCAGUCCCUGCUCGACCCGGACGCCGACCCUCUCCUGACCAGCUUCACCACCUCACGGCCCAUGACCAGCCAAGGCGCAGUGCGAGACAUGGAGUUCUGCCCCGGACCCUUCGACCUCCUCGCAUGGACCGAGGACCGCGGCCGGGUGGGACUUGCCGACGUGCGGACCGGUUUCGUGCAUCGACAAGACGUCGACAUCAGCGCCAGGGAGGGCGACUUUGAGCGACUCAGCAUCCCCAACGCCCCCGACGCGAGAGAUCGUGCCCACGCCAGUCGCAUCGUAGCGUCGGUUCUCCCUGCGAACGCGAGCACGUCGGAUUGGCGUCGGUUUAGAGAGGAAGUCCAGUCGUUGUACGGUGUGGACGACCGCGCGGGCGGACUGUCGCACGAGGAAACCGCCGUCCUCGAAGCGAUACAGACCGAGCGCCGGAGGAGAGAGCUGGCCGAACGCAUAGAAUCCCGCCUGGCCGGUCAACCGGGGUCCGGCAGUGGUACUCCCAGGUGGCAGGCACCCCCACCGCCACCACCACCUCCACCUAACAACCGUCCGGUGCCCCGCCUGGGGGGCGAUGCGGAGGACGACCAGGGUCGCUCGUCGAGGGAGCGCAGCAGUAGCAUCUCCAGGGCCCUGCGGCAACUUGACCGCGAGCGAGGCGACGGGGACGGGGACGGCGACGGGGACGGCGAAGGCGAAGGCGACGGCAGCAACACCCGUAACCUCACCAGCUGGAUGCGCGAGAGGGGCCAGGGCCAGGGCCGCAUGCACACCGCACAACGACGAGGGGAAGACAGCGGCGAACUGGGACGUCGGGGGAUACGCCCGCCUCCCCGACGGACUUCGACCCUCCGGCCGGUCGAGACCUCGCCUCCGGCCUUCGCGUCGACGAUUGUCAUGCCGCGAUCCGCGACGAACCGGUCCACCGCGCUGGCGAGCGCUUGGGACGACUUCGGCGCGUCGUACAACCGAUCGCUCGACUCCGACCCGGCCACUGCCGCGCGAUCGCUCGACGACGACACCGGCGAUGGCGCCAACACCAGAACGCAGAGGGACCGCGACUUCCUCUCCAUCCUGCCUUUUAUCAACGGGAUUUCGAGGAUGGUGGUCGACGCGAGGGUUCAUGACAGGGGCGUUCACGACGGCCCCCCUCAGCCGGACAACACUGCGGGCAUCUCGUGGAGCGAGGACGGUCGUGUCUUGUUCGUCGGAGCGGAGAAUGGGAUUUACGAGUUUCGUGUGGAUGUCCAGGGCCGAAAGUUCUGUCCCGAUGUGACGAUGAGAUGA